AUGAGUCAAAGUGAUGACGUAGAAAAUGAUAUAAAUUGUCCUGAAUGUGAAUUUAUAGAAUUUAGCAAUAUCGAAGGGUUUGAAUAUGUUGCUAAAGGUGGUUUUGGUAGCGUAUAUGAAGGAUAUUGGAUGGAAGGUCCCCGAUGGAUCUGGGACGAAGUUAGUGCUAUAUGGUGUCGCAAUGGUCCGACCAAAGUUGCUCUUAAAAAACUUGAUGAUUCGCAAGAACCUUCUAUGAAUUUUUUUAAACAGGACGAAACUGGUUGCUUCAUGUUCGUUAUGCGAUACUAUGAAAAUGGUAAUCUUUAUGAUUACCUUGAUAGUAAUAAAGGAAUAAUUAGCUGGAGAGAUAUGGUUGACAUGCUUUGGGGAAUUGCUGGCGGUCUCGAAAGAAUUCAUUCUGAAGGUUUCUUUCAUUCAAAUUUACAUGGCGGAAAUCUCCUUGUUGAAGAUGAUACAAUAUCUAUCGAUGCAAAAAUUGCUGAUGAAUUGGGAAAUUGGAUUCAUGCAAUUUGUGAUGAUCCCAAUCCUUCUGAAAUUUCAAAUAAUUUUGGCAUAGCUGAAGAGAAAAGAUGGAAAAAAAUUAAAAGAGAAAUAGAAAACAAAACUUUGUCCAAGGAUUUGAUUCAUGAAGAUGCAAUAUAUAUCAGUCGUAUUUUUGAUUUUUCUAUGUUACAAAAAUAA
Messenger RNA from Racocetra fulgida, 684 nucleotides. Lineage: Eukaryota; Fungi; Glomeromycota; Glomeromycetes; Diversisporales; Gigasporaceae. The record is from the annotation of a GenBank genome assembly.